GACAACGAUGCCGAAGAAGAGAACAGUUGCGAGCUUCUGUGUUAUCUUAUCGCUCCUUCUUCUGCCACUCGUGCUCUCCGUGCCUACAAGGAACCGAACUCCUACAGUUGAGCAGAUUAGAAACAGACAUGGAGAAAGAGAGGUGAUAGUUGACAAUGGGAUCAUCAGGGUCAGAUUCUCGAGUCCGCAAGGGCUUAUCACAGGGAUCAUAUACAAAGGGAUUGAUAAGGUGCUCAACCCACGUCUCCGAACUCGAGGAUAUUGGGACAUUACUUGGCAAGCAGAAGAUAUCCCAAUGCGCUUAGAUAGAGUGGAAGGCACGAAAUUUAGAGUAAUAAAUCGGAAUGAAGAACAAGUGGAAAUUUCAUUCACUAGGACGUGGGAUUUCUCUAUGCAUGGCUCUCACGUCCCAUUAAACGUGGACAAAAGGUACAUAAUACGCAACAACAGCUCCGGAAUCUACACGUACGGAAUCUUCGAACGACUACCAGAAUGGCCAGAGGUCGAGAUGGGUUUGAUCCGAGUCACUUUCAAACUCAACCCGGAAAGAUUUGAUUACAUGGCGGUGGCCGAUGAACGGCAAAGAGAAAUGCCGAGAGACGAGGACCGAGACAUCAGACAUGGACGAGCCAAGCCCCUCGAUUACAAAGAAGCUGUCCUCUUGACUAAUCCCCAUAACCCAUCAUUCAAAAAUGAGGUGGACGACAAGUACCAAUACUCGUGCGAGAUCAGAGACAACAAAGUACAUGGUUGGAUCUCGACCAACUCACGUGUCGGCUUCUGGAUCAUCUCACCAAGUGCCGAGUACCGAUCCGGUGGGCCCAUCAAGCAGGAGCUCACCUCCCAUGUGGGACCCACCGCCAUCUCGACAUUUAUAAGCGAGCAUUACAUUGGUACGGACAUGGAGACACAGUACAAAGCUGGAGAGUCGUGGAAGAAAGUGUUGGGCCCUGUUUUUAUAUACAUGAACUCAGAUUCUAAUGGAGAAGAUCCUCACAUUAACCUCUGGGAAGACGCCAAGCGACAGACCCAAGAGGAAGUUGAAAGCUGGCCGUACGGUUUUGUAGCGUCGCCGGACUUCACUUCUCGACAGGAAAGAGGAACGGUCAGAGGUCGACUGCUAGUGAACGAUGGAUUUGAAACGCCGGCAAGAUUUGCUCACGUGGGGUUGGCACCGCCGGGAGAAGCCGGUUCUUGGCAGACAAAUACAAAGGGCUAUCAAUUCUGGGCAGAGACGAACGAGACUGGGUAUUUCACGAUAGAUAACGUUAGGCCAGGGACUUACAAUCUGUACGGAUGGGUCCCCGGCAUUAUCGGAGACUAUAAACAUCAAUAUGAUGUUGUAAUAACUCCAGGUUCCGAAAUCAUGCUCGGUGAAAUCGUGUACGAACCUCCUAGGAGUGGUCCGACGUUGUGGGAAAUCGGUAUACCAGACCGAACAGCUGGAGAAUUCUUCGUACCGGAGCCUUACCAAACGAUGAUCAACACAUUGUACCUAAACCACACCGAUAAGUUCAGACAGUACGGUCUGUGGCAACGCUACACUGAGUUGUAUCCAAAUCAAGAUCUCGUCUACAAGAUCGGAACCAGCGAUUAUGAAAAAGACUGGUUUUACGCUCAUGUCACUAGGCGAGUAGACGGCUCGACAUACGCAUCAACGACAUGGCAGAUCGUUUUCGACAUAUCAUCGUCUCUUAGCCGACAAGGAAAUUACACCAUGCAACUGGCCCUGGCCUCAGCUUCGCAGGCAGUGCUACAAGUCCGGUUCAAUGAUGAACACUCGAUACCGAUCUUCGCAACGGGACAUGUCGGAAGAGACAAUGCGAUCGCAAGGCAUGGGAUCCAUGGGAGGUACAGACUGUACAGCAUAAACGUGCCCGGGAGAUUGCUAAGGAAUGGGACCAAUACCAUAUAUCUUAGACAGGCUAAGGCCGAGGGUCCAUUUCAAGGUCUAAUGUAUGACUAUAUUCGCCUCGAAGAACCUCCAAUAACCUUAGGAUAUUAGUUUUUUUUUGGGUGAUUUGGUAGGUUAUUAGUUGUAAAAAGAGUUUUAAGGACAGGAAUUGAUAAUGUUCCAUGU
This is a messenger RNA of Tarenaya hassleriana, 2080 nucleotides long. RefSeq names its product rhamnogalacturonate lyase. The record is from RefSeq and is a predicted model, not a curated record. Gene Ontology annotation, biological process: carbohydrate metabolic process. The transcript is spliced from 14 exons. Lineage: Eukaryota; Viridiplantae; Streptophyta; Magnoliopsida; Brassicales; Cleomaceae. Gene Ontology annotation, molecular function: catalytic activity; carbohydrate binding. Bases 8 to 2005 code for a protein of 665 amino acids.